GGUCGCGGCGGCGGCGGCUGCUGCGGGGAGGGAGCCCGGAGCGGAGGGAUGUGGGGCUUUGGGGGAGGCAGGAUCUUCGGGAUCUUCUCCGCUCCCGUCCUGGUGGCCGUGGUCUGCUGCGCCCAGAGCGUGAACGACCCGGGGAACAUGUCCUUCGUGAAAGAAACUGUGGAUAAAUUGUUGAAAGGCUACGACAUUCGCCUCCGGCCGGAUUUUGGAGGACCUCCUGUGUGCGUUGGGAUGAACAUAGACAUUGCCAGUAUCGACAUGGUUUCUGAAGUCAACAUGGAUUAUACCUUAACAAUGUAUUUUCAACAAUAUUGGAGAGAUAAGAGACUAGCCUAUGCUGGGAUACCUCUCAACCUUACACUUGAUAAUCGAGUGGCAGAUCAACUCUGGGUCCCCGACACUUACUUUUUAAAUGACAAGAAGUCAUUUGUGCAUGGAGUUACAGUGAAAAAUCGAAUGAUUCGCCUUCAUCCAGAUGGAACAGUGCUGUAUGGCCUCAGAAUCACAACUACUGCAGCUUGUAUGAUGGACCUGAGAAGAUACCCAUUAGAUGAACAAAACUGUACUCUGGAAAUAGAGAGCUAUGGUUAUACAACAGAUGACAUAGAGUUUUACUGGAGAGGUGGAGAUAAUGCAGUGACAGGCGUAGAGAGGAUCGAGCUUCCGCAGUUCUCCAUUGUGGAAUACAGACUGGUGUCAAAGAAUGUUGUCUUCGCCACAGGUGCGUAUCCAAGACUCUCACUGAGCUUUAAGUUAAAGAGAAAUAUUGGAUACUUUAUUCUUCAGACCUACAUGCCCUCUAUACUGAUUACCAUUUUAUCAUGGGUGUCAUUCUGGAUCAAUUAUGAUGCAUCAGCAGCAAGAGUUGCCCUUGGAAUUACAACUGUGCUGACUAUGACAACAAUCAACACUCAUCUUCGGGAGACUUUGCCUAAAAUUCCCUAUGUUAAAGCCAUUGACAUGUAUCUUAUGGGCUGCUUUGUAUUUGUCUUCUUGGCCUUACUUGAAUACGCCUUUGUCAAUUACAUCUUCUUUGGAAAAGGACCUCAAAGGCAGAAGAAACUUGCAGAAAAGACAGCAAAGGCAAACAUUGACCGCUCAAAAUUUGAAGGCAACCGGGUGGAUGCCCAUGGAAACAUUUUGCUAACAUCUCUUGAAAUUCACAACGAAGUGGCAAGCCAUGAGGUUACAACCAGCGUUACUGAUGCUAGGAAUUCAACAAUAUCCUUUGACAACUCAGGAAUCCAGUACAGAAAACAAAGCGCACAUCGGGAAAGCUUUGGAAGGCGUACAAUGGACAGAACAGUGCCCCACAGCAAAAAGAGCCAUUUACGGAGGAGGUCUUCACAGCUAAAAAUAAAAAUCCCUGAUCUAACGGAUGUGAAUGCCAUAGACAGAUGGUCGCGGGUGGUGUUUCCAUUCACAUUUUCUCUUUUCAACUUAAUUUAUUGGUUAUAUUAUGUUAACUGAGUGACUGUACUUUUCUAAAAGACUUCAAUAAUAAUACAUGAGAUAUUGCUCUGCCUGUCAAGUUUAUAUAUAUAUAUAUGUAUAAUAUGAACUUUUAUUAUAUAUAAAAUACACAUGUAUGUGUGUAUACAUAUAUUGUGGAAGUAUGUGUAUAUAUAGACACGUGCACAGAAGUGUACUCUAUAUAUAUAUACAUGCACACACACACACGUAUACAUAUUCUGAGGUUAUGGACAAUUCAAUAUAGAAUGCACAUCAAAAGAACUUUUUUAAAUUGAAAGACAGGUGUCCUCAAAACAGUAAGCCUUGAGAAAAUUGAGUAUUGUAUAAUCUCACUUUGACUGUCAUAGAAAUUUUUAAAUAGUUGUAAUCAUAUAUCAAGUCAGUAUUCGUAAACAUUGAUUGUAAAAGCUGACAUACACGUUGAACAUAAACCGACACCUUUCCAUUGGUAAGUUUAAAAUGUCAUUUGUAUUGCAUAUCAAUGUUACUUUUAUCAAGCCAAAUUCAUUUUCCUUUGCUAACAGUUCUAGUUUUUAUAUGUUGUAAUAGAUUUUUUUCCUGUCAAUUUUCCAGUGAUCGCUUGCUUUCUCUUCUGCAGUAAGUAAGCCUAAUCAUAGGAUGAGUGUUGCUUUAGUGUUUUGGAAAAAUUCAUGUUUCCAAACAUCCAUCUUAAAUACCCAUCAGCAAUGAAAGGAAUUUUUUGUAAGUACUAAAAUGUACAGUGCAAUUUUUUCACUUGGACUGGUUCCAGCUAAUAUGUCAUUCUGAAAAACAAGCACAUUUUUAGUGUAAUUUAGCUAAGAAUUCAAUCACUGCCAAUGUGUUCUGCAUCUGCUAUAGAUUUUAAAGGUCAUUAUUCUAGUGAAAGCAUAAAGACAUCUCAGGUUAUUUGCUAAUUCAACAUGAAAC
Messenger RNA from Mauremys mutica (yellowpond turtle), 2391 nucleotides. It is a transcript of the gene GABRB3, whose product is annotated as gamma-aminobutyric acid type A receptor subunit beta3. NCBI's taxonomy places the organism in Eukaryota, Metazoa, Chordata, Testudines, Geoemydidae. The transcript is spliced from 9 exons. Bases 49 to 1479 code for a protein of 476 amino acids. Gene Ontology annotation, cellular component: membrane; GABA-A receptor complex; synapse. The record is from RefSeq and is a predicted model, not a curated record. Gene Ontology annotation, biological process: nervous system process; chemical synaptic transmission; signal transduction. Gene Ontology annotation, molecular function: GABA-A receptor activity; extracellular ligand-gated monoatomic ion channel activity; neurotransmitter receptor activity.